Molecule: messenger RNA, 1641 nt
Organism: Symbiodinium sp. CCMP2592
Lineage: Eukaryota; Dinophyceae; Suessiales; Symbiodiniaceae
Source: the annotation of a GenBank genome assembly
AUGCUCAAACUCAAGCAAGACCACUCAGAACUCGUCGUCCUCUCCGUGCUCGCGGCGGGGCCUUCCUAUGGAUACGCGAUCUCCAAAGACAUCGCCGCUCGUUCCGACGGGCACUUCAAGCUCACCGCUUCGGGGAUGUAUCCGCUGCUCACCAAGCUCGAGAAGAACGGCUUGGUCACUACAAGCUGGGAAGAAGUGAAAGCAUCAGGAUCUGAUCCCGAGUCCAACGGACGCCGGCGCAAGUGGUACACGCUGAGCGAUAAGGGACAGCGUCACCUCACCAAACGCAUCGAGCUUCAUCGUCAGCUUCAGUCGAUCCUGGAUGGUUUCGUUCAUGGAUCGAUGGGAGAGCAAGACUCGAUCACGGGCUGGCUCGAUGUGCUGACCUCGAUGCUGCCGCUCUCAGAACCACAACGCUCGCAGGUGCGUGACGAGAUCGAGGACCACCUCCGUUCUCGCGUCGACGACCUGUUGAUCACCGGGAUGAGCGAACACGAAGCCGUGCGAGUCGCCGUGGGCGAGCUCGGGGAGACGGCGGAGCUCGCACAACUCAUAACAAGCGCACACCAACGCACCACACCAAGGAGACGGAUCAUGAAUACCGCACUCAUCAUCACCGCAAUCGCCGGCAUGUCGAUCGGGGGAUACUCCCUGACGAACAACGGGAGCGGGAACAACAGCAAUAACACCAACCACGGCCUCAUCGCCGGCGCGGGAGCGGGGGGGAUUGCGUCGGUCGCUGCUGCGGAAGAUGAAUCCAGCGAUUUUGAGGUCCACUCCUUUGAAGUGAAAAACAAGAGCAUGAAAGAAGUGUUGACUUCAAUUGCCAGCACCUUCGAUCGGACUGUUGAGAUCAGCUGGGAUGUGCAGCGGAGCGAUCUGGGAGCGAUGCUCAACAUGCACUACGGGAACUUCAUUGGUGAGUACAACUUCACGCAAGCGAUCGACGCGUUCAAAUCGAUCUUCCGCGAAGAGAUCAGAGGGUACAAGCUGACGAUCACGGAUGACGCGAUCCUUUACCAGUCCUACGACGAGUUUCAGAAAGCAAAGAUCAUCAACAUGAUCUACGCGACCCCCUCAUGGAUCGGUGGUACCUCAGAGCGGCAAAACUACGCCGAAUCACUGGAGGAGCUACUCAAGGUCAAGCACGAUCUGUCCUAUGCCUCGAUCCGUGUUGUUGAUCAAGCGAUCAUCGUCGCGGCACCGCCUGAGAUUCAUACUGAACUCGGAAAGCUCGCUGCGGAACUCGACGCGAUUAUUCAGCAGCGUCGAGAACAGCAAAGCAUUGAAUGGAGAGCGGAAGAGCAGCGCAUGAAACAACGCGCUGAGCAGAGGGAGGCCGAGUUCCAGAUCGCGGUUGAUCAGCUCCAGCACGAACUGGACGCAGCACGAAAUGAACUCUUGGUUAUCAAGCAGAAGGUCCGUGUGGUCGAGAACAAAGUCCAGUCCGCUCGAAAUGUCUUCCGAGGUCAUCAGUCGGAUGAAAAACAGCAAGCGGUCAGAGAUGUCGAUCUCGUGAGUCAGCAUGCAAUGCUCGAUGAACUGAACCUGGAGCUUGACGAGGCGCAAGAACGGUACACCUACCUCCGCAAUGCGCUUCUGAGCUCUCAGUACGCACAGCUCUUUGAUGUUCUUGAAUAA